Debaryomyces fabryi is the source of this 498-nucleotide messenger RNA. RefSeq lists its product as uncharacterized. Lineage: Eukaryota; Fungi; Ascomycota; Pichiomycetes; Serinales; Debaryomycetaceae. The transcript has a single exon. Bases 1 to 498 code for a protein of 165 amino acids. The record is from RefSeq and is a predicted model, not a curated record.
AUGUCAGGGGGUUGGGCAGAAAAGCUAACAAGCGCUUCUGAUUCGAAAGUGUCUAAAGUCUCAAGCGUCGCAAGCAAACCAUCGACAGCACUGCCAUCGACGUCUGCAGCAACCAAAUCUAAAAAACCUCAUCCUGGCAGUGAUGAUCCAUUACAGCCGAAUACGUUCAAUGGUAAAGAAAUACUACACUACUUGAGUACGUCAUACAACACCCAUCUACAAAAUGCAAAAGCCGACAAGGAGGGCGAAAAUACCAAGGUUUACCGGUCGUUGGAAUCAUCGUCGCAGUGGAAGACGAAACCAUCCUCCUCCACCAAAAUCGCAGCUUCGUCUGCAAGCACCCCCGGUCCUAAUUCCAAAUCUAAAUACAACUCCAAAAAUGUCAUCCGGAACCAACGGGAUAGUACUGGCAAAACCAAUGGCAAUAUAGACCUAUUAUUUGAAUUAAAUAGAUCUAUAUACCAACAGCAGCAGCAUCAACUGGCCCAUAAAAAGUAG